Molecule: messenger RNA, 2594 nt
Organism: Dufourea novaeangliae
Lineage: Eukaryota; Metazoa; Arthropoda; Insecta; Hymenoptera; Halictidae
Exons: 6
Coding region: 226-1602 (458 amino acids)
Source: RefSeq, a predicted model, not a curated record
AGCGCAAUGUUGUAUUGAGCGUUUUAGAUCGGAAUCCGGUGUUCCAGUUUUUGCUUAGACGGUAGAAAAGGAUUGCUGUAGUAAACCUCCUAUCUCUGCUUCUCUGACUGAGAAUUUAAAUGCACAAAAAUUGUUAACCGCCAAGUUCUAUGUCCUACUACCUACGUCCUACGUCAACGAAUUGUGGUUUUAAAUUUCUUCGUCGAUCGUGCUCACAACUGCAAAAUGUCAAAGGCGACGAGAACUAAAAGUGGAAAAAGAAAUGCAGAAACACAAACGCAAAAUAAUUUAGAGAUGACACGCUUAACUUUAGAGAUACAGCGCUUGCAGGAUCAAGUGAAGCUUCUCACAAUUGAAAAUAACCGUCUAAAACAGUACAAUGCUGAAGAACCAUCACCUGUUUUAAAAAUUACAUCAACUAGAAGCCAGAAAACUCCAAGCACAGUUAACAAAAAUGAUAAAGCUUCAACACGUGGUUGUACCUGCAAAGGAAAUUGUUCUUCUAAAAUAUGUGGAUGUGUUAAAAGGGACACCAUAUGUGGAGAAUUAUGUAAAUGUAAUAAUUCUCAUUGUCAAAAUCAGGAUAAAAAUGAUUCUGAACAAAAUAAAGAAAAUUUGGAAAACAUUGAAUCACCAUAUAUGCAGGUGGAAGGUAAACAAGUAACAAAUAAAAACAUGGUAAAUGCUACUGCACACAAAAGUCUCUUCAGUCCAGAUACUACAAUCCAUAAUUCAACUCCUAAUUUAGAGCAAUACAGACCAACACCUUUAUACUUUGGUGGUGCUAAAAUGCUAACAUUUAGGUCUGAUGAAGAAGAAGAAGAAGAAAGUAAAGACACAAGAGUUAAAAGGAUGUUCGUAAAAAAUGAUGCAAAGUAUCAGAAUGACUCAAAUACUGUAACUCAAAGAAGAGGCCGAUCUAAAAAAAAAAAUCUUGAGGUGGACAGUACAAGCACAAAAAAAUACAGAUCCAUCUCAAAUGAGGAGAAAAAAUGGCAAACUGAAGUAGCAACAGAAAUGCACACUCUAAGGAGAUCCAACUCUAAUGAAAUUGAGGUUCCACUAGAUAAAUUGGAAGACCAAGAAAAAAGCAUAAAUCAUAUGGUAUCUUUGAAACGUGGUAACAAGAAAAAAGGUUUACACUCAGCCAAACAAACAAAAAAGACCGAUAAUGCAAGUCGUGAUACAGAAGACAAGAAGGUGACCUCAGCGGACGAUGAUAAAAAUGAAAAAUCACAGAAUUCGUCAACUGAAAUUUCUGGACCACUCAAUCGAAGGCGAACACACACUCUAACACCAAGGAAGCACAAUGAAAGUGAAGAAAUACUUAAGGAGGAUUUCGAUCCUAUGAAACCUAAACAUGAACUACCAAGAACACCAACUACUGGUAAUAGCGAUACAAGUUCUCGUAGUACACCCGAAGUACUACAACUAAUGCCUAUUGUCACAAUGAAGGAAGAGUGUCCCGUUCCUGAAGAACUCAACCAAUCCGAAGUCAAUUGGGAAGAAUACCAAUCUCAACUCGUUGCUUGUAAGAAAUGCAAAAGGAAAUUCCAUCCACUCAGGAUUAAAAAGCACCAAGCUUGUUGCAAAAAGUUGUAAUCUCGUUGCAUAUGUUUUAAAUUCUCAUGUUAAUUUUUAUAUGUGGUAAACUAACGAGCAAUGUCUUCUGUUUUAAUGUGUAGUUGGGACAGGUUCUUAUAUGAAAUAAGUUACAGCUUUGGCCCAUUCAAUAUAAUUAUACCGAUCAAAGUUUAUUAUACAAUCUUCUCCAGAUAGCAACUAACAGUACAAUAGAACUACUUACAUACAGUGUAUAUAUAUAUGACGAUGGUAGGUAUGUAUACAUGUACGUAAAUCCUAUGCGCGGGUGGGAAACGUAUACUCGCAUAUGCACAGAAUCACACACGUGCGCGAACCCAUACAUACCCGUAUUCAAUAUUGGUUAUUACACUAUUCCACAUAUUCUAUCCUAACUUUCACUUAUUAUACAUCUCUACGAGCUUAAUACUUUUCACUGUAUUGUUUUGUACACUUCUAUGUAUGUACAAUUAGGGAUUGAAUCGUGUGAUGCACAUAUGUCCUGAUUGGAUCUAGUGAUGACAAUACUAAUACACGACACAAAUACUAAUACAUGAGAUCACAAAAUUAAUAGUGGCCUUCUUGUUCCUAAUACUUAAGAGGAUAUUACGAAAAUACAGUUUGAUGUACCUUAAACACAACGAUAUUUUCCGACAGUCUUUUGAGAAGUUAUGUAUGUUAGACAACGCAUUUGUAAUUGGAAUCGGUGUAAUAGUGGGAGUAAAAGCAGCAGAAAAAUGAAAUUUUUAUAUAGAAUAAAACUAUUCUGUGUAUACAAAAGAAAGACAAUAUACUUAAAAAUAGAGUGAAAUUAAUUUUAUUUUUAUAUCAUACGGCGAUAACCGAACAAACUAAUGGCGUGUAUAAGUAAUACGAUAUACGAAUUAUACGAGUUCAGUUAUCAAUUCUUUCAUUUAAAAAAUUAUGUAGCAAAACGAAAAAUGCAUUGUAAUAAAAUACACAAUAAACUGUAUGUAAAGUUCUAUUUUAUAAUACAUGUGGUACAUAGACAC